AUGCCAUGACUCUACACCAUUUGGGAGGCAUUCAUCUCACUAUCAGAACGCGACCAGUACGAUAUUCUUGUAUCUCUUCAGGCCCGCAACCCCCGGGCCUUAACUGCCAAAGGCGACGAUGACGCCGAUUUUCUCGGUAGCAUCGAUGACGAUAAUACAGGCUGGGAAAUACUUUCAAUUUCAGAGGAUAAUCAAUCACCAACGCUUCUUUCGUUCAGUAGAAAUCGAGCUGCCAAGCGAAGGAGUCGGAAGCGCUCCUCUAACAACAUUAUUGUAAAGUCUCCAAAGAAUAAGGAUGAGCCAUCUGGUCAUGUUGGUUGUUCUGGUGAGAUAACAAGGUGA
Messenger RNA from Protopolystoma xenopodis, 342 nucleotides. The record is from the annotation of a GenBank genome assembly. Lineage: Eukaryota; Metazoa; Platyhelminthes; Monogenea; Polystomatidea; Polystomatidae.